Molecule: messenger RNA, 875 nt
Organism: Aethina tumida (small hive beetle)
Lineage: Eukaryota; Metazoa; Arthropoda; Insecta; Coleoptera; Nitidulidae
Product: multiple coagulation factor deficiency protein 2 homolog
Exons: 4
Coding region: 121-660 (179 amino acids)
Molecular function (GO): calcium ion binding
Source: RefSeq, a predicted model, not a curated record
ACUCUCACAAUUUAACCUCACAAAGUAGUGUAAACACCUAAUAGAACCCCAAAAUACAAUGUUUUUUCUCAAAUAAGUUUUACUCUAUUUAAGGUUGCAUGGACUGUAAAAAAAUCCAUCAUGCGAAUAUAUUAUUUCCUUCAAGCAUUCGUCUGUUUAAUUGCCGUCUCCGAAUCAAGAGGACCUCAUCACCCACGCGGCCAUGUAGUUAAAAGACACGUACAUUACAGGCCUACGAAAGGAUUUGGAGAAGAGAAACUCAUUCAAGACGAUAAUUUGUUGCACGACAAAGAACACAUCCAAGAACAUCUGGAAGAAGUUGUCAAAGAACCAGACUUAUCCAAUAUGACUGAUGAACAACUUGAGUUUUACUACUUUCAAUUUCACGACGUCGAUAAAAAUAACAAAUUGGAUGGAUUAGAAAUUUUACAGGCACUAUUUCACAUCGAUCAUCACGAACUUGAGGGAGCAGGUGAUGGAACUGAUGAUGUUGAACAUAACGACGAAGAUUCAUCCAAAUAUUAUGUUGAUCUUAUAGAUGACGUACUAAAAGAAGAUGAUACGGACGGUGACGGAUUUCUUAGUUAUCCGGAGUAUGUAGCAGGAAGACAAAAAAAGAAAUCAAGUGAUAUUAAAACAGCAAAUACUAAAUUAAUAUAAAUAUAUUUAAUUCUAAAUAUUUAAAACAUUUACAACCUCAUUCAAUGGAUAAUCAAGAAAUCUAAAUAUAUUUGUAAGCAUAAUGCCAAAUUCGUUAUUGUAAAAAACUUAUAAAUCAAAUAACAGUACUAAUAUCUAUUUGUACUUGAUAUGUGGAUAAAAUAACAUUUAUACUGAUAUAAAGAUCUUCAUCAACAUUAAAACGUUUUCAAUUA